Molecule: messenger RNA, 1132 nt
Organism: Zophobas morio
Lineage: Eukaryota; Metazoa; Arthropoda; Insecta; Coleoptera; Tenebrionidae
Product: apoptotic chromatin condensation inducer in the nucleus-like
Exons: 11
Coding region: 24-1082 (352 amino acids)
Molecular function (GO): nucleic acid binding
Source: RefSeq, a predicted model, not a curated record
CUGUUGUACGAUUUUAGUUGAAAAUGCGCGAGCUUACGGUUAACGAGGAAGACCUUAUGAAGUUAAGAGUUACGGAACUUAUUGAAGAAAGUAAGGCUCGACAUAUUAAGUUACCGAAGUCGAGAAAGUCAAAAAAAUUUUACAUUGACGCUAUUCUACAGCAUUUGUCAAACUCUCCGGAUCCUAAAACAGAUAAAAAUUCUAACGUAGCUUCAGAUUCGCAAGAACUUGACCGUAAGUCAAUUUCAUCAGAAAAUGUUCUGGGUUCUGAAAGUUUGCUCCCCGAUAAAGACUCAGAAGGAGAAAAACAAGUUUUAGGAGAUAACAGACAUCAUGAUAUCUCGUCUUGUGCUGUUUAUUCGGAAAGCGGGGAUAAUUCCUUGAAAAAUUAUAACCUUUCAAGUUCUGUACUGAGCUUUUGUAGCGCCGAGUUUAAGCCUAUUUCAGAGGCUUCUUCUAAAAUUGGUGGAAAGGAAAAGGAAGAAUGUUUAGAAUCUUCUGAGAAAAGGACAAAAGGCGUAGAAAAGAGCGCUCUCCCUCCUGACCAUAAACGAGGGAAAAUCGUCGAGACUAUGGAGGAGCGUGAGUUGCCUGACGGACUUGAAGAUUACAGCACGGAAAAUAACGUCGGAAACUUUAAUUACGUCCACAUCGAAAAUUUUAAAAGACCUCUGCGUCUUCCUGACUUGAAACUUUUUUUAUCUUCUUUUGGAAAAUAUGACCCAUCUUCUUUUUGGAUUGACGAUAGAAAGUCUCACUGCAUCGUCAAGUAUGAGGAAGUUGCUUCUGCUGCCAACGCUCAAAUGACAAUAGACGGAAAGCGCUGGCCUUCGGAGGAACGGGAACCUUUAAGGGCGUCGUUUCUAGAAGAAGGGGAUGUUGAAGAAAAGAAAACUCGCUUCGAGCUUAACGUUACACGUUCUCGAAAGGAGUUGUUGAGAUCGGAAAGACACGAGACUGAGACUACAGCGGUUCUAGCCAAGUUUAAAGUCACAAAAGUAGAGCCCAAAUUGUACUGGCUGCCAAACUCUCCCGAACAAAUCGAGUUGAACAAGAGAAAAGUCUCAGAAGCUAGCAGAUAAAUAAUAUAACCUCAUGCUCAACUUAAACUUUUGCAAUAUUACAACUAUCA